Cokeromyces recurvatus is the source of this 1191-nucleotide messenger RNA. Its product is annotated as ATP-dependent RNA helicase FAL1. Gene Ontology annotation, molecular function: mRNA binding; RNA helicase activity; ATP binding. The record is from RefSeq and is a predicted model, not a curated record. The transcript is spliced from 6 exons. The coding region runs from base 1 to 1191 and encodes 396 amino acids. NCBI's taxonomy places the organism in Eukaryota, Fungi, Mucoromycota, Mucoromycetes, Mucorales, Mucoraceae. Gene Ontology annotation, cellular component: catalytic step 2 spliceosome; nucleolus.
AUGUCGUUUGAUCACGCCUCUGAUGAUAAGCUUAAUUUCGAAACCUCGGAAAGUGUUAAAGUUGUACCUACUUUUGACUCUAUUGGACUGAAAGAAGAUUUACUUCGUGGUAUUUAUGCUUAUAACUUUGAAAAGCCUUCUGCAAUUCAACAAAGAGCUAUUGUUCCCAUCAUCAAAGGACGUGAUGUCAUUGCUCAAGCCCAGUCAGGUACUGGUAAAACAGCUACCUUUUCUAUUUCAGCUUUGCAAGUUAUCGAUACCACCAUUAAAGAAACACAAGCAUUAAUCUUAUCACCAACUCGUGAAUUAGCCACACAGAUUCAAAGUGUUGUAUUGGCUCUCGGUGACUACAUGAACGUGCAAUGCCAUGCUUGUAUUGGUGGCACUAAUGUGGGUGAAGAUAUUCGUAAGUUAGAAGCUGGUGUUCAAGUCGUUUCUGGUACACCUGGUCGUGUUUAUGACAUGAUCCGUCGUCGUACUUUACGUACACGUAAUAUCAAGAUGCUCGUUCUUGAUGAAGCCGAUGAACUUUUAAAUCGUGGUUUUAAAGAUCAAAUUUAUGACGUCUAUCGUUAUCUUCCACCUGGAACACAAGUUGUCCUUUUGUCUGCUACACUUCCAAAUGACGUUUUAGAAAUGACUAAUAAUUUCAUGACAGAUCCCAUUCGUAUUCUUGUCAAACGUGAUGAAUUAACUUUAGAAGGCAUCAAGCAAUUCUUUGUUGCUGUUGAACGUGAAGAAUGGAAAUUUGAUACUCUAUGUGAUUUGUAUGAUACUUUGACAAUUACACAAGCUGUUAUUUUCUGUAAUACUAGAAGAAAGGUCGAUUGGUUGACUGAAAAGAUGAGAGAAGCAAACUUUACAGUAUCAGCCAUGCAUGGUGAAAUGCCUCAAAAAGAACGUGAUGCUAUUAUGCAAGAGUUCCGUCAAGGUGCUAGUCGAGUAUUGAUUACAACAGAUGUUUGGGCUCGUGGUAUUGAUGUACAACAAGUUUCAUUGGUUAUUAAUUAUGAUUUACCUUCCAAUCGUGAAAACUAUAUCCAUCGUAUUGGUAGAUCAGGUCGUUUUGGACGUAAGGGUGUAGCAAUCAAUUUUGUCAAAAAUGAUGAUCUUAAGAUUUUACGUGAUAUUGAACAAUACUAUAGUACACAAAUUGAUGAAAUGCCCAUGAAUGUUACCGAUUUGAUUUAA